Oncorhynchus kisutch (coho salmon) is the source of this 2828-nucleotide messenger RNA. Its product is annotated as peroxisomal carnitine O-octanoyltransferase-like. Gene Ontology annotation, molecular function: carnitine O-octanoyltransferase activity. Gene Ontology annotation, cellular component: peroxisome. Lineage: Eukaryota; Metazoa; Chordata; Actinopteri; Salmoniformes; Salmonidae. The record is from RefSeq and is a predicted model, not a curated record. The transcript is spliced from 17 exons. The coding region runs from base 381 to 2219 and encodes 612 amino acids.
AUAAACACACGUUUGGCGUUAAUUUGACAAAAGCUGUAGCCUUUCUAGCCUUGACCUCUUACUGGGUGAAAGGUGAUGAGAAGCGCUGCAUACACCACGAGCGGAGCAACAACACAAACUACCGCAAGCGCCUUCCUCUACAGUCUAGUCUAGAAAAUAGCCGCAACAUUAUUUUUAUUUUGAAUGGACGAGCGAAAACAACUUUUCACAUAUCGGAAUUUGCAGAAUAUCGCAAAAUACUAAAGUGUUUGUGGGAUUAAGUUGCUUCGAUCGGAUUGAAAACUGAAACGGACCUACAUUCGAGCCGUGAAAACAAUGCAACGGCCUCAGGGGCCAACUAUUUUAUAACUAACUAGUGCACUUGUUUCUGCAGUGACAACAUGGCUAACCAGGUGUCAGAGUUCCCCACUGAGCGGACGUUCCAGUACCAGCAUAGCCUGCCUCCUCUCCCUGUACCGUCUCUAGAGGGGAGCCUCGCCAAGUACCUGGAUGCAGUGCGGCCGUUUGCUACAGAGGAGGAGUACCAGGUGACUGCAGCCGUAGUGAAGAGGUUUGGAGAGGGCAUCGGCAAAGACCUGCACCAAAAACUACUGCAGAGAGCCAGGACACGCAGGAACUGGUUGGAGGAGUGGUGGUUGAAUGCAGCCUAUCUGGAAAUGCGUUACCCCUCCCAGUUGAAUGUGAACUUUGGAGGUCCUGCACCCUACCUAGAGCACUGCUGGCCUCCUACAGAGGGAGUACAGCUACAGAGGACCAGCAUAAGCAUGUGGCACACUCUACAGUACUGGGACCUGCUUCGCACGGAGAGGCUGGACCCUCAUAAAGCUGGUAAUGUGGUGUUGGAUAUGGACCAGUUCAGAAUGCUGUUCUGUACAUGUAAAAUUCCUGGAGUCACCAAGGAUACCAUCAUCAACUACUUUAAGACAGAGAGCGAGGGUCCAUGCCCCUCCCAUGUGGUGGUGAUGUGUAAGGGGCGUUUCUUCUCGUUUGAUGCAGUGUGUGACGGACACAUUCUUACCCCUCCAGAGCUGCUCAGGCAGCUGACCCAUGUGAAGCAGUGUUGUGAGGGGGAGCCUGCAGGUGACGGAAUCGCCGCUCUCACCUCAGAGGAGAGGACACGCUGGGCUACGGCCAGGGAGUAUCUGAUAGAUAUAGAUCCAGCCAAUAAGACCAUCUUAGAGACCAUCCAGAGCAGUCUGUUUGUGGUUUCACUGGACGAUGCUAAACCCUACGCUACUGCAGAGAACUACACACCAGUGUCCCUGGAGGUGCUGACAGGAGACCCCACCAUCCGCUGGGGAGACAAGUCCUACAACUCCCUCUCCUUCGCCAACGGAACCUUCGGAUCCAACUGUGACCAUGCCCCAUUUGAAGGCAUGGUGCUGGUAACUCACUGUUACUAUAUGGAUCAGCAACUCAAAUCUACAGACGGCAAGUGGAAGGGCUCUGAGACGGUGCGGCCUAUGCCUCUUCCUGAAGAGUUGGUCUUCACUGUGGAUGACAGAGUCAGGAGGGACGUUGCACAUGCCAAGCAACAGUACUUUGAGACUACUCAGGACUUGCAGGUGGUGUGUUAUGCGUUCACCUCGUUUGGGAAAGCAGCCAUCAAACAGAGGAAGCUCCACCCAGACACCUUCAUACAACUGGCCCUUCAACUGGCUUAUUACAGACAGCAUGGGAGGUUAGGUAGUUGCUAUGAGACAGCGAUGACCAGAAGGUUCUACCACGGUAGGACUGAGACCAUGAGGCCCUGUACCCUGGAGGCACAGAACUGGUGCCAUACCAUGCUCCUCCCUGCAGCCAGCGCUGAGGCUAAGAGGAAAGCCCUGCUGCUGGCCUUCAACAAGCACAACAAACUGAUGGCUGAGGCACAGAACGGAAAAGGUUUUGACAGACAUCUCCUGGGCCUUUACCUGAUCGCCAAGGAGGAGGGACUUCCUAUGCCAGACCUUUUCACUGAUCCACUGUAUUCCAAGAGUGGCGGGGGCGGUAACUUUACCCUGUCCACCAGUCUGGCUGGCUACACCACAGUUCAUGGGGUGGGCGCUCCCAUGGUGCAACAUGGCUACGGGUUCUUCUACCGCAUCAGUGAGGACAGGAUCGUGGCUUCCUGUUCAGCGUGGAAGUCCAGUCCAGAGACGGAUGCAGAGACACUGUUCCAGAACCUGGUUACCUCCCUACAUGAGAUGCUACAUCUCGCUACCACAGCGCAGCUCUAACACACACACACACACACGCGCACAGAGUUUCUAGAUGCCAGCCAAUAAUAACCGUUUAAUAUUGUCCAGAUCAAUGCAAAGGCAUUGUAACAAUGUGGCAGGUAGCCUAGAAGUUAGAAUUAGGUCAGUUACUGAAAGGUUGCUAGUUUGAAUCCCCGAGCCAAUAAAUCUUUCGAUGUGCCCUUGAGCAAGCCACUUAACCCUAAUUGCUCCUUUGCCAUGACCCUACUCUCCGGGGUUGUCUCGGGGGGAGUUGGGAUAUGCAAAAAAUACAUUUCCAAUGUGAAAUAGGACAAGUAUAAGCACCCACCAAAUUAUUAUUACAAUGCAGCCCUUGAUUGUUUUCUUGAAUGUUUACAAAAAACCCAUUAUUUGUUUAAAUGCAGCUCAACAAAUGUGUUUAUUUUGCACUUUAAUUAAUGUAAUUCUCUGUGAUUUUGUGCAGCAGCUAGAUUGGGAAUUUCCUGUUUUAAAAUGUAUUGAUUGAACUUCCUACCAUGAUUCCACAAAUUCAGGUAAUGCCUCCUUGUUUUGGCCUGUUUGCUUCUGUUUCGUUCCUAGUGAAUAUGACUCAAGACUAAGAGUAGGAAACGUCCCCUGGCACUAGAA